AUGAAAUUAGGAUAUAAUGAAAUAAUGAUAGUAUCAAUGUAUUUUAAUGAUAUUAAUGAUUUUAUUAAUUUAGAAAUGGGUGUUAAAAGAUUUCAAGGAAAUAUUGAACGAUUUCAUUUUAAUCCAAUUCCAUUAAAUGAAUAUUCAAGAAAAUUAUUUCCUAAUAUUGAAACAUUUCAUAUUUAUAAUGAAGAAGAUGAAAUAUUUGAUGAUGGAAAAAUAUUUAAAAAAGUAAUAUGGUAUACAGUAAAUUAUUCAACAUAUUUAAAAGAAAAAGAACAAGGAAAUAUCUGUAAAAAUAUAGAAUAUACAGAAGAAGAUAGAAAGAAAUAUGGAAAUACAAUACCAUCAGAAGUUAAAUCACUUGGAGAUUAUUGUUUUAAUAAUUGUGAUUCAUUAACAUCAAUUGAUAUACCAUCAUCAGUAAGUAAAAUAGGAGCUGAUUGUUUUAUUGGAUGUACAUCAUUAAGAUCAAUUAAUAUUCCAUCAUCUGUUAGUUUUAUAGGAUAUGGAUGUUUUUUAGGACGUUCAUCAUUAACAUCUAUGAAUAUAGAUAAUCUACAAUUUAUUAGUAAAGAAAGAAUAUUUAUGAAUGAACCAGUGUUAGUUAGUAUUGAAAUACCAAAAAAUCUAGAAAUAAUCAAUGGAAAGAAUAUUGAAAAGAAAGAUAUUAAUGAAUUUAUUAUUCCAUCAUCAAUUACUAAAUUAGGAGAAUAUUGUUUUUAUCAAUGUUCAUCAUUAACUUCAAUUAACAUACCAACAUCAAUUAAUGAAAUAGGAAUUUAUUGUUUUUAUGAAUGCUGUUCAUUAAUAUCAAUUAAUAUACCAUCAUCAAUUAGUAAAUUAGGAAUUUGUUGUUUUAAAGAAUGUUAUUCAUUAAAAUCAAUUAACAUACCAGCAUCUGUGAGUGAAAUAGGAGAUUAUUGUUUUGAUGGAUGUUCAUCAUUGACAUCGGUGAGUGUAGACAAUCUACAAUUUAUAAGUAAAGAAAGAAUAUUUAUGAAUGAACCAGUGUUAGUUAGUAUUAAAAUACCAGAAAAUCUACAAAUAAUCAAUGGAAAGAAUAUUGAAAAGAAAGAUAUUAAUGAAUUUAUUAUUCCGACAACAAUUACUAAAUUAGGAGAUUGGUGUUUUUAUGAAUAUUCAUCAUUAAUAUCAAUUAAUAUACCAUCAACAAUUAAUGAAUUAGGUGAUGAUUGUUUUUGUGAAUGUUAUUCAUUAACAUCAAUUAAUAUUCCAUCAUCAAUUAGUAAAAUAGGAUAUGAAUGUUUUUAUAAUUGUUCAUCAUUAACAUCUAUUAAUAUACCAUCUUCAAUUACAUCAUUUGGACGUGGAUGUUUUUAUGGAUGUGGAUGUGAAGAAGAAUUAAUGAAAAAUGAAACAAUACCAACAGAUUGUUUUAAAUGA
Messenger RNA from Entamoeba dispar SAW760, 1407 nucleotides. RefSeq lists its product as uncharacterized. The transcript has a single exon. Bases 1 to 1407 code for a protein of 468 amino acids. The record is from RefSeq and is a predicted model, not a curated record. Lineage: Eukaryota; Evosea; Mastigamoebida; Endamoebidae.